AUGGCUCAAUCGCGUGUCAUCGAGCUAGGCAAUGUCCUCGUCGUCGGUGGAUGCGGUUUCGUUGGCGCCCAUGUCGUCGACCAGCUGUUGAACUUCCCAUCCGAAGAGUCGCUGCCCGAUAAGCCGGCUUCCAGAAUCUUAGACGCAAACGGGAACCCCGACUCCCGUUUCGCACACCCUCGCCUGCGCGGCCGAUACCCGUCAUAUAAAAACACCAAAGUGUCCGUCCUCGAUCUUCGGACGGCUCAUAACCGAUUUCCCGGCGCAGAAUACUAUGAUGCCGAUAUCCUAAACACGGAACAAUUGCUGGAGGUGCUCAGAAUUGUGAAGCCGGAUGUCAUAAUUGACACAGUAUCUCCACCGCCGCUAGAAGGGGAGAGGGAAAUGCUUUAUAAUGUGAAUGUUAACGGAACGAAGAAUCUGCUAGAGGUUGCUGGUGGUGCAAAGGGAGAUUGGGGUGGGAAAUGCAAAGCUUUUGUCUACACGAGUUCAUCAUCGGUGGUUCAUGACACCCAAGGAGACUUAAUAAAUGUUGAUGAAAGAUGGCCCAAGAUCGUGGGAAAGCUCCAGCAAGAAUAUUAUACUGAAACCAAGGCGCUUGCGGAAGAUAUCGUGUUGAAAUAUAACGGUGCUUCCCCAUCCGGCAUGUUGACGGUUGCUAUCCGACCGGCUGGCAUUCAUGGUGAGCGCGAUACCACUCUCACGAAGAAACUGGUCGAACACGGCUCCAAGGCAUCCCCUCUCGUCCUAUCCUUCCAGCUCGGUGACAAUGAUAACCUAUUCGACUUCACUUAUGUCGGCAACAUUGCAUAUGCGCACAUGCUUGCAGCACAGCUACUCCUCGCCACGAAGAAACGAGCAGAAGCAAAGGCAACACCACCACUCGACCACGAACGUGUCGACGGCGAGGCAUUCAACAUCACAAACGACAGCCCUGUGUAUUUCUGGGACAUGGCUCGCUCUAUCUGGGCUCUCAUGGAUCGUUAUGUCGAACCUAGUCAGGUUUGGGUUCUGCCCGAAGGAGCACUUACUGUUAUUGGAGGAAUCCUAGAAACAGUAUUUGGAUUGUUUGGGAAGAAACCACGUCUUACUCGCCGAGAAGUUCGAUACUCGUGCAUGACGAGGUAUUUUUCCUGUGACAAGGCGAAGAGGAGAUUGGGAUAUGUCCCCUAUGUCCCACUUGAUGAGGGUGUUGCUAGGUCUGUUGGUUUCAUGUUGGAGCAGACUAAGAAUGUCGAGGCAAAGAAACAGCUAUAG
Messenger RNA from Arthroderma uncinatum, 1257 nucleotides. Its product is annotated as sterol-4-alpha-carboxylate 3-dehydrogenase. Gene Ontology annotation, biological process: steroid biosynthetic process. The coding region runs from base 1 to 1257 and encodes 418 amino acids. The record is from RefSeq and is a predicted model, not a curated record. NCBI's taxonomy places the organism in Eukaryota, Fungi, Ascomycota, Eurotiomycetes, Onygenales, Arthrodermataceae. Gene Ontology annotation, molecular function: 3-beta-hydroxy-Delta5-steroid dehydrogenase (NAD+) activity. The transcript has 2 exons.